This is a messenger RNA of Colossoma macropomum (tambaqui), 5518 nucleotides long. RefSeq names its product PDZ and LIM domain 7 (gene pdlim7). The record is from RefSeq and is a predicted model, not a curated record. Gene Ontology annotation, cellular component: stress fiber; Z disc; adherens junction. The transcript is spliced from 7 exons. Gene Ontology annotation, molecular function: muscle alpha-actinin binding; actin binding. Gene Ontology annotation, biological process: muscle structure development; actin cytoskeleton organization; heart development. The coding region runs from base 939 to 2048 and encodes 369 amino acids. Lineage: Eukaryota; Metazoa; Chordata; Actinopteri; Characiformes; Serrasalmidae.
AGGAAAGUUUGAUUUUCCAGGAUACGGGCCCUUUAAUGAACCAGUGCUUCAUCAGUACUGGUACUCUGUACAAGGGGACCCCAAUCCCAGUCAUGGUGGCUCCAUACUCUGCAUGUUUUUAUGUUUUCCCAGUCAACAAGGACCUUAAUUAAUUAGUAAAAUAGUCGAACUUAGGUGUGCUAGACACAAAACAUGCAUAGUGUGGGGUUGCCUGGACUUUAUACUAAGAGAACAUCUUACAAACUUGACUUAAUUUGUUUAGGCUGUUUUGUCCUAUACAGUAUUGUAAACGACACCCAGAAAGAAAGCAGAUUUCUGGUAUUGUGUGACUACAGUACCGGUAUACUGGCAUGCAGAAUGUAUCACUCAGCACCAGAAAUCCAUGUACCUUCAAACCUUGAUGACCAUUCAAAAUUAGAUUCAAUUUUAACCUACACUUUUAAAUACAUGUGAGGCUGAAUGACUUGGAUUCGAUUGGGUGAAAUGGCACCCUCUUGUGGCUACCUUAAACCAGUGCACAGGCCUGAAGCACUGCAUUCUUCUUCCAAUCCCAGCCACCUUAUCUGAAAGGUUAGGCUCAAUUCUGGAAGCCACUCAAGUGCUGAGUGCCAAGGCAGCAGAAAGCAGAGAAGAUGCUUUGGCCGGCGCCCAAGAGACAUAUUCCUCAGACAAAAGAGUGAGCUCGCACUUCCCCAGGCUUUUCUCUCCUCACUGCUGUGGUGAAUAUGCGAUGGCGGUUUUAUCACUUCACACGACUGUUGGUGUCAUUUUGUGAUUGGUCUCAGAGGACGAAUGAAAACUUGGUCGUUUUAUUUUAAGAAAUAACACAGCAACAAGAACGGCACCUGUUAAAGGUAUUAGCAGUAUUAUCUUCUCCUGUCUAUAAGCUGUUCACAGUUCCUUGUUUGUAUCUGGGAUUGUCAGUUCUGUUAAGAUUGAUGGUGUGUUUGUGUGUUGGCUUUUUUUUUUAUUUGCAUGGUUUUGCAUUUGUUUGUUUUGUGUGUCUUUGUUUCCUGUCUAACCCUCAGGGCUCGCUUGCUCCUGCACCCAGCCAGCCUAAGUACUCCUUCACGCCCAGCACGAGCAUAAACAAGAUGGCACGGCCUUUCUCCGCGGCCGCUGGCAACUCCAGCACAGGGCCUGCCAUCAAACCGGUGACUUACUCGCCCAAGCCUAACCCCACUGCGUCUAACCCCAGCACUCCAGCAACAGGCAGCAUGCCACAGUCUCACAAUGGCCAUGGCGUCCCUCCCUGCCCCAGCAAGACCAAACCAGCCACCAAACCCGAGGGAACUCGAGCUCCAGCUCCCACCAAGCCCCCGGCCAGCUCUGGGCCAGCCUGCCGCCCCCCUUGGGUGACGGACCCAAACUUUGCUGAUCGUUACCACCCAGAGAAGACGAGCACAGUGGUGACCCAGCACAGCCAGCCAGCACAGCCCACACCCAUGCAGAACCGCAGCUCCAUCCUGCAGGCAGCGCAGCAGAACCCGGCCGAAAGCACCGGCCGCACCCCGCUCUGCGCCGCAUGCAACAAGAUCAUCAGGGGCCGCUAUGUGGUGGCUCUGGGCCGUUCCUGGCACCCGGAGGAGUUUACGUGCUGUCAGUGCCGAGCCAUGCUGGACGAGGGUGGAUUCUUUGAGGAAAAAGGCUCCGUUUAUUGCACCAAGUGCUACGACAAUCGCUACGCCCCCAACUGCGGCAAAUGCACGAAGAAGAUAACCGGAGAGAUCAUGCACGCCCUGAAGAUGACCUACCACGUGCAGUGCUUCCUGUGUGCCGCCUGCAAAACGCCUAUCAGGAACCAGGCCUUCUACAUGGAGGAGGGAGAGCCCUACUGCGAGAGAGAUUAUGAAAAGAUGUUUGGCACUAAAUGUCAUGGCUGUGACUUCAAGAUCGAUGCUGGUGACCGUUUCCUGGAGGCCUUAGGCUACAGCUGGCACGACACAUGCUUCGUCUGUGCUCUUUGCCAUAUCAAUCUGGAGGGGAAGACAUUCUAUUCGAAGAAGGAUAAGCCUCUGUGUAAAAGUCACGCCUUCUCUCCUCUUUGAGGAGCUGAGCUCCAGCGCUCGAGUGGCAGUGAGGGAGGACAGUCCAGCUACAAGAGAGAGAACACUUCACCUAAAUCCUUCGGCCUGGUGCACUCCUAAGGGCUCUGAUGGAGCAACAUAUAAAAUUGAGAGUGGUGUUUAGAGUACUGGGCCGAUGUUUUGCAUGGGAUUUUACCAAAAGUGGCACUGUUGGGAGAAAGCCAUGUAGCUUGGACUAGAAAUGAACACUUUGCAUUGUGUUGAUUUAAUAGUCUUGAAACUUGAAGUGAUUCGAGUUAUGUUUAGAUAAAUAUAUAUAUAAAUAAAUAAUAUAAAAUGAUGUACAAGGUUUUCUCCCAGCAGAGAGGAUCAUUGUCGCUGUCAUAAAGAAACCUUAUGUGUCUGAAAUACUAAUAGGAAAAAAAAAUGUUCUAAAUUGGGAAUUAAAAAAAAAUCUAAUUCAGAUAAUUCAGUUCUAGCGUGGUUUGAUGUAAAAUGGUUCAUCAUCAAACUUAUUGAUUCUUUCUUUACAGUGGUGGUGAUAGGAACCAGCGGUCACUGGUCUGCAACACAAAUAUAGCCAUUUUAUUUACUAUCCAAAAUGACCAGUGAACCUACAUGAAUCUUCUGAGGUUUUAGAUUUAAUGUUAAUAAUGGCAAAAUAGUGGGAAAUCUGAAAAGAAUAAAAUAGUUUGCCUUAAAAUGAUCUCUCCACCAUAUUUCUUGGCAUUUUAGGCCCAACCUGUAUCUCAAAACCAUUGUAAAACAAUGUCUUAGGCACCAGGCUGCAUAUUCAUAACCAUUUCAUGUACUAACCUUCUAGGAGGUAGCUUUAGGAGGUAUUACACUCUUCAGAUGUCUGGUCACCACCAGUGUAAAGAACUCUAUACAUUUCUCUAAGCAGAGCAUUUAACAUCAGACUACUCUCGAUAACUUGAUUUCUUAAUUGUGCAGAAAUUUUGGUGGAACUCCCUUUUCAGUGUGAUGCAUGGUUAGUGUAAUUGGAUUUUGGACCACUUGUGUUGGUGUAUUCAGCAUUAAACGUUCACACAUUGUAAGCUUGAAAUAGUAUUAAAGCUGGUUUUCUUAUGACAGCGACAUUAUUCUGGUUACCAGCCGUUACAACCACAUGUAACAGAGGGAUGUCAGCCUUGUGGCCGGUGAAGCUGGCCAGCUUGCCCUCACCCUCCACUCAGCCUGCACAGAUUAGCUUUUCAUCACUGUUGGAAACUAUCAGUAUUUAUGAACUGAAGGGCACCUUUCCCCAGAGAGAUUAAGCCUGAUUGUGGGCUGAACAUGGUUUCCAGUGGUGGAUCCCCACUGAAGGUGUGUUUUAUUCCAAGACCAGGCUAAAUCUGGGCGGAAAAUGCCUUUAAUGUAUGUCUAGCAGGCUAAAACCACUGCACUGUCUCUUCAUUUUGCCAAUACAUGCUUAUACAUGCUUGUUUUUUCCAGAGAUUACCAUUUUUCAUCUUGAAUUUAAGGCCACGUCAGAUGCAUUGUGUGCAAGCCAAAGGCAAACCAUAGAGCCAUACAGUGUUUAAGUACAGCAUUGAGGGCUGGUCUUUUAGGCAGAUUAAGCUCAGCUGUACGUUACAAUGAGAUUGGCCACUCCCUGUAUAGUUUAGCUCCAGAACAUGUUUACCCUGCGUAUGGAGAGCUGGCAGUAAGACUGUAAUUUACUCAGUUGCUACCUUAGCAUUGCCCUCCAACGCCCCCAGACGGAGCGCAGACCUAGUUUUCCCCGCUUCCUGAUUUGCUCUGCCGGGGUACUUAAGGUAAUGGCAAACCACUGAGGAAGAAAAAAGAGCCCCUGGCAGCAGAACAGCAGUGCAUUAGCACUGAUUGCGACCAUUUCAUAUUGACCCGACCAAUGAUCUUUACGUGCCUCCAAUACUGAGUGCGCCACAUCUAUCUGCGCUAAUCCGACAGGUAACUCUAAUUAAGAAAAGGCUUAGGGCCUGCAUACGCUAAGCGGGGUUGUGCCGACACAGUGUCUCCUGCUUAAAAAGACGUGCAAAGGAAAGGCCUAUAACUGACCAAAGAGUUGUGUUUUGCAGUAUUGCAUCUGGUAGAGCACACAGCACUACCGUGAAUAUGAGCUACCAUUGAAUUUAUCUUCAGUUUCUUGGUUUGUCCCCACUUAGUGCUUUAAGGAACCGCUGCAAGUGUGCUUUUUUUAAACAAAGGUAACUUAGGGGUGUCACGAUACGUAUUUUGUCCUAAUUUUUUCCAAUACAAACUGUCGAUCGAAUACAGAUUUCAUGCUGUAAAAUGUGUUUCUAUAGCUGUAUUUAACACAAUAUUCCAAGAAGUGAUAAAUGCAAAGGUUAAAACUUCUCUGCACGGCUCUCGGAACUGGAAAAAUCAGCCUGCCUUAGAUGGUUGAUGAGCCAAUCUGUUUGAAAAUGUUUGGGAACGCUUCAGUUUCCAAUGUCGAGUACAAUAAUGAUGGAAAGUGUUGCAGUUCAAGCAGUAACAGUGUGCCAACACUGCUUAACGCAAGUAUCAAAUACCCCUCAACUGUGCUAACUCAUUUGUGUAGACAUCUUCCAAAUGUGUCGGUUACUUGAGUGAGAACGCGAAACUGUAGCUGGCUUCUUAUUCGCCAGCUUAUUCAGUUUUCUAUUCCACCUUAAAAAGACCAGCAGUUUCCAUUUAAGAUGGAACGGAAAGUUCCAGUAGGAAGCUGGUGGAUAAACACAGGGAGUUGCAACUACCACUUCUCCCGGCAAGACUCAAGCAGCCACUAUGUGCUGAUUCUGAAUAAGUAAAAUAAAUGACUCUGUACUGAUGUUUAUUGCUUCUAAUUGUUGCCACCAGUAGGUUCUAGAGAGUUCUGGAUUCUGCAGUUGGCUAGGACUGAGUGAGCCACAAUAGGAAAUCACAUCUUGCUCAAUUUAGCCAGAAGGUAAGAUCUGCAAGAUCUGACGCUUUCAGAUGUGGCUUCACAGACUACAAUUUAGCCAUAAUAACACGCGGCUGCCAAAGAAACAUUUGCAAUAUGUAACAUAGAUCUUGAACUUCUGUUCCGAGAAAAUGAUUUGUGCCAGUUAUCCCUUCAAAAAGCACUGUAGUCUUACCAAAAAAAUCAAUAAAUGCAAAAGUUAGCAUUUUUUUUCUAACGCUGUAUUGAAUACGGCAGUAUGUAUUGUGAAAACUGCGUAUCGUUACACCCCUACAAAAACUCUUAUCAGUGGGUUAGCUUGUCUCAGUGUAGCCAGGGGUUUAAAGACUACUCCAGCAGUUUCAACCUAAUCUCUAUCCACUGCAUCUGUACCGUAUGGUCAGUAACCACAGACAGUCGUUUUUAUGCAGUUCCUACUUACUCUGAACACUUACAAUAGAAGUCAGUAGGCCUCAUUCACCAACCGUUCUUAAGAAGAAAUUUCUUUUUAAAAUCCUCUUAUGCAGUUUUCAUGAAGAUUCUGACAUUCACCAGUGUUUUCUUAUUAGGGAUUUGUUCUUAGGUAAGAAUAGAAUCUACACAC